Messenger RNA from Colletotrichum chrysophilum, 561 nucleotides. RefSeq lists its product as uncharacterized. NCBI's taxonomy places the organism in Eukaryota, Fungi, Ascomycota, Sordariomycetes, Glomerellales, Glomerellaceae. The record is from RefSeq and is a predicted model, not a curated record. Bases 1 to 561 code for a protein of 186 amino acids. The transcript has a single exon.
AUGGCACCUCUACACAAAUACUUCUUCCCUGACAACGAGUCCUUCGCCUAUGAAGCUCUUCGAGCUGCCAGCUAUGCCUACUGCGGUGGCGCAGAGCUGGCUGAAGUUAUUUCCAUUUGCUCUCGCAUUCCAUCAAAAGACGAAGACAGCUGGCUGCGAGAAUGGAAGCUAGCCGGCGACCGCGCUGUUGAGACUGCAAAGACGAGCCUGGCCAAGGACAACCGACGCGGUGCACAGUCUGCGUUUCUACGCGCUUCGAACUAUUACAGAACGGCAGAGUUCUACCGACGAGACAAUGUAUUUGAGGACAAGUUGUCCAAAGAGCUCAUGAAAUUGAGUGCCGAGGCAUUUUACUCCGCUACAGAACUCAUGCCAUACCGGACGGAGAAGGUCAAGAUACCGUAUGAAGGAACGACACUGCCGACAACGAUCAUGCAACCGGACAAAAGCGACACGUCAAGACCAACGAUCAUCUUCAACGGUGGCUUCGACUCUACCAGGGAAGAGGUCUUCUACAUGGAUGGAGAUGCAGAAACGGUUGCGCCUCUCACUUUUGUGUAG